AUGGCGAACUUCAUGGAUUAUGCCUUUGCAGCUGGAGAAGAAAGCGACGGCAGCGAAGCUGAGUGGCACAUCUCGCCUUAUUCGGAUAAAAACUCUGGUUGCAUUAAGGAGCUGGAUGCUGUUCAACAACAAGGAGAAGAUAGUGUGUCAGUUUUGAAAAAAGUUAUCAGUAAGGGAGACACAGACACUGUUAAACAGCUGUUGGACAAUGGUGUGGAUGUGGAGACCAGGCUUGGAUUUGAAUGGACUCCACUUAUGUGUGCUGUCAGCGUGGCCAACUAUGACCUGGCCAAACUGCUUCUGGAUAGAGGGGCCAGUGCCAAUUUCAGCAAAGAUCACUGGACGGUGCUCAUGGCCAGCUGCACGGCAUCUGCCAGUGAGGACAAAAUUGCACGUUGCGUGGAGCUUCUGCUGUCCAGAAAUGCUGACCCCAACAUGGUGGACAGGUCCCAAAUGACCUGCUUGAUGCUGGCAGCCAGGGACAACUACAGUAAAGUCAUCAACCUCCUGGUGUCCCAUGGGGCUGAAAUCAACGUCCAGGAAAGCAGUGGAUACACAGCUUUGGCUAUAGCAGUGCAGUAUGGAAGAGAGGAGGCAGUGCUGAAACUCCUCCAGCUGGGAGCAGACAAAACCAUCAGGACAAAGACUGGCAAAAGCCCUGCUGAUCUGGCUGAGAGCUUCAAACACAGACAGAUUUCGAGGAUCUUGGCCUCUUCCUCAAACAUCUCUAAUGUCCAGGCCUUUGGAUCCAUGGAGGACACGCUAUCUAAAUUCUUCAAGACUAACUCUGAAUUUCCAUCUCCCAAGGAGAGUGUAAGCAAGCUUGAUGACCUGGAGCUCCUCCUGCAUGGCCUUAACCUGGGCUACCUCACUGACAUUAUGAUGGAAAAUGAUAUCACCUGGAGUUACCUGUUGACCAUGGAGGAGGAGGACCUUAAAAAGAUUGGUGUCACAGACCCAGAGGACCUGAAGAAGGUGCUGACUGCUGUGCAACAGAUGCACCUGGACAAAGUGGACCUGGAAACAAUCAGGCAACUGGGACCUGCAGACAGUGGGAGUGAGGAGCUGCAAAACUUCCUCAUAAGUAUCAGUCAGCAGUGCUGCUACCUGACAGAGACCAUUCAAGACGUCUUAAAUCGAUUCCCUCGCCAACCCGCUCAGCUGGUUUUCUCCCUGGACCCAAAGAAGGAGGCUCAGACCAUCUGCAACCAGCUAGUGGUCCAGACAAAAGAUCUCCAAAAGGAAGUCACCUGCCUCCGCAAUCUGCUUUGCCAGAUGGAAGAAUUCAAAGAUUCCUGUCAGCCUCCUCAGCCUGGUUUCCAUAACAACAGGAGGAUGUGGUCUCUGACCACCAGAUUUGCUCUGAGCACUCUCGGAGUCACCUUCCUUGUACUGCUCUACAAAGCUUCCAGUGGCAAGGUUUCCCUACAGUGCAGGGAUACUUUUUGA
Pelmatolapia mariae (spotted tilapia) is the source of this 1449-nucleotide messenger RNA. RefSeq names its product ankyrin repeat, SAM and basic leucine zipper domain containing 1 (gene asz1). The record is from RefSeq and is a predicted model, not a curated record. Bases 1 to 1449 code for a protein of 482 amino acids. The transcript has 13 exons. Gene Ontology annotation, molecular function: protein binding. NCBI's taxonomy places the organism in Eukaryota, Metazoa, Chordata, Actinopteri, Cichliformes, Cichlidae. Gene Ontology annotation, biological process: piRNA processing. Gene Ontology annotation, cellular component: pi-body.